This is a messenger RNA of Suillus subalutaceus, 1281 nucleotides long. RefSeq lists its product as uncharacterized. The transcript has 4 exons. NCBI's taxonomy places the organism in Eukaryota, Fungi, Basidiomycota, Agaricomycetes, Boletales, Suillaceae. Bases 1 to 1281 code for a protein of 426 amino acids. The record is from RefSeq and is a predicted model, not a curated record.
AUGAUCCGCAUGAAAAGGACCCUUUGCCGAAAAUACAAGCAGGCGAAGAAUGGCAUUGCCGAAAGUGAAAAGGCUUUUGACAUACUCAAUGAAGCAGCACCUGGCGAUUCAAAGACAGAGUGGCUAGCCAGCGAGAGGAUCGCUCAGUCCAGCAGAAUAAAUAAUCCUGCGGCUAUGGAUGUAUAUGAGAUUAAUAUCAAGAAGGCACCGAGCAAAAAGGAGAUCGAGCUUAGGCUACUAGAGGAGGGUAAUGCCCGAAAUGCAGCACCUGCUCGCAGGUCUGUGGCGACAUGGAUAUCAAUGGGGUUGGCAAUUGAAGAGGCUCAAAUCGCAUUGCUCAUUGAGGUCCGAAGAAUUGGUAGAAGAACUACCGAGACACAGAAGUUAGACAUCGCCCGGCAACGCGAUCGUCUCCAAGGCCAGAUAGAUGGAUUCACUCGGUCUGCUAUUACGCAUCUCGGAGAGGGAUUUGAUGCAGAUGAUGAUCCUGAAGACUUGUACUUGGACAUUCUUGAUGAUCUCGAUGAUGACUUGGCAGACUUCACCGAGACAUCUGACACAUGGGCAAACUCCCCUGAGCUCACUGUAAUCCCAUUGCCAUCAAACCUCGGGGUAGAUCGAUGCAGACGCUGUAUGGCAGACGAUCUCAUUCCGCUGGAGAUGUCUCUUCGUGAAGGGCAGGCCAAUGACUCCCUUCACAACCUCCGAAUUCACUUGUGCAACAAGGCGAUUCUGUUUCGAACAACAGUUAGGCAAGCCAAAUCCCAGGCCCUGAAAACUCGAGCUUGGUCCCAGGUGACGUCGGUGCAGCAGGCAGUGUCCCUCCAUGCCAGUAUAUAUACGAAGACGAGGAAGCAAAUGAUGCAACUGGAGCCAGGGCAAGACCAGGUUCAGAAAUACAAACCCCUGCUUCGAGAGCAACUCAAAAUCAGCACUGCUGUCGGCGAUCCAAAUGCCCGAGUCGAAGUCGACCUUGGGGGUCCCGAUCACUCAUGGAAUGAGGAAUUUUACCGAGUUCAUUGGCUCCGGGAAAAGGCACUAUGGGAUCGAUGGAAGGAAGAAAUGAUGUUGGUCCAAUUGGAGAUGGAUUGGACAUGUAACUUUUUCUUGUGGAAAGCAACCCAAUGGGGUGACAGGAUGCGGGAAUCAUUGGUGAAACACCUUCCGGGUCAUGCAUGCUACUCGGGAAGGCAAUCCCAAAUGUAUUCAUUGCUGGCACAGGAUGCCCAGGCAGCAUUUCAAGACCUGAAGACCGGGUUUAUAGAUGCUCAAGAUGAAUGA